Messenger RNA from Linepithema humile (Argentine ant), 938 nucleotides. NCBI's taxonomy places the organism in Eukaryota, Metazoa, Arthropoda, Insecta, Hymenoptera, Formicidae. The record is from RefSeq and is a predicted model, not a curated record.
AUGUGUACGGAAUUAGAAGAAGGUAUUGUAUAUCGUGAACAUUAUCUAAGUUCCAAAAUAAAAGCAGGAUUUAUCGGCGAACCUUUGAAAAAACGUUCUAUUUCUACAACUGGCGAAGUGCAAGAAAAAUUGCAUUGUCCUGUUAGUUUUAGUCCUGGAUCGAAUGCCUCUGCACCUAUGGAGAUAAUGCGAAUCUAUCAAGAGGCCGGAGGGAACGCUCGCAAAGCCAUUAUGUGUCACGUUGAUCGUACUUUGACCAACGAGGAACAACUCAUGGAAUUCGCAGAUGAUAACAAAUGUUACAUACAAUUCUCUAUGUUUGGUACCGAGUGUUCUUUCUAUCAUCACGAUCCGACUGCUGUUAUACUGUCAGAUGCAGAGCGUGUCAAAUUUAUUGCAAAAUUCAAAAAAGAAUCGAAAUUGGAUCAGGUUUUAAUGAGUCACGAUAUUCAUACCAAUAACAGACUGGUAAAGUAUGGCGGUCAUGGAUAUGGUCAUAUCCUUCAAUUUGUAUUACCGUAUUUGGAAGAUAAUGGUUUCACCGAUCAGGAUAUCACACAACUAAUGGAGAAAAAUCCUAAAAAUUGGCUAAGCCGUGGUCAAUAAUCGAUUUAUAUCAAAAAUUUAUUUUUUUUCUUACAAAACAUAAAAACAUGAAUGAAAAAUGCACAACAACUUUCUAUAUGCGAUAUUGUUUUUUUUUAAAAAUUGUAAACAGUUUAUGCAGUAGCUAUUGAGUGCUAUAACUAUAUUCGUUUAUAAUAUGUAACAAUUUUAAAAUAAUGUGAUUUUCUUUCAAAUAAGUACUCGGCAUUCAAUUCUCGUCUAAAUUGCGCACGUGGAUAUAAAAAUCGAAUUUUGCAUUGGGAUCAUAAGUACCAUACAUGUACACAAAAAUGUUAACGACGUUGCUCAGUCUGCAGAAUACUACAGAUACG